This is a messenger RNA of Paralichthys olivaceus (Japanese flounder), 3868 nucleotides long. The record is from RefSeq and is a predicted model, not a curated record. Lineage: Eukaryota; Metazoa; Chordata; Actinopteri; Pleuronectiformes; Paralichthyidae.
AUGGUCUGGUACGACUCCAGCCACUUCAGCUGGCCGUUCUUCUGCACAUACCGGGAGUCCCCAAACCAGCGCACCACCUCAGUUGCCCUGAUCACUCACUACCAGCAGGUGGCGCUGCGGUGCAAUGAGUUUGAGAUGAAGCUGACUGAGCCGGUGCCUCAGACAAAUGCCCACGAAAGCAAAGAGUGGUACCAUGCAAACCUCUCCAGGAGCCAUGCUGAGAACAUGUUAAUGAGGGUUCCUCGUGACGGGGCUUUCCUUGUCAGGAAGAGGGCAGAACCCAACUCAUUUGCUAUUUCCUUUAGGGCAGAGGGUAAGAUAAAGCACUGUCGCGUGCAGCAGGAGGGUCAGACCGUGGUGCUGGGCACCUCAGAGUUUGACAGCCUUGUGGAUCUCAUCAGCUACUAUGAGAAACAACCUCUGUACCGCAAAAUGAAGCUGCGCUACCCCAUCAAUGAGGACACACUGGAGAAGAUAGGCACUGCUGAGCCAGACUACGGGUCACUGUACGAGGGCAGGAAUCCAGGUUUUUACGUGGAGGCCAACCAAAUGCCAACAUUCAAGUGUACGGUGAGAGCCAUGUACGAGUAUAAAGCCCAGAGAGACGAUGAGCUCUCUUUCACCAAAAGCGCCAUCAUUUCUAAUGUGGACAAACAGGAAGGAGGAUGGUGGAAGGGCGACUGUGGAGGGAAGAAGCAGCUGUGGUUUCCUGCUAACUACGUGGAGGAGAUCAGUCCUUCAGCAGCGGAGCCCGACAGAACUGAGAUAACAGAGAACAGCCCUCUGGGAGAUCUGCUGAGAGGAAGCGUGGACGUCUCUUCCUGUCAGAUUGUUGUGCGUCCUGAUGGGAAAGGCAGCAGGCCCCACGUCUUCUCACUUGUGCCCAAUGCCUCCAUGCGGACGGGCCCAGUGCUGGACGUUGCUGCCAGCAGCCCAGAAGAGCUCAAGGAAUGGAUGUUCAAAAUCCGUGAGGUCACCGUGACUUCAGAGGCAAAGCUGGAAGAGGGGAAGAUGAUGGAGAGGAGGAAGAAGAUUGCACUUGAAUUAUCCGAGCUGGUCAUCUACUGUAGGCCUGUGCCGUUUGAUGAAGACAAAAUUGGCACAGAGCGGGCCUGUUUCCGGGACAUGUCAUCAUUCCCAGAGACCAAGGCAGAGAAAUACGUCAACAAGAUCAAGGGGAAGAGGUUCCUGCAGUACAAUCGACUGCAGCUGUCCAGGAUCUACCCCAGGGGCCAGAGACUAGACUCCUCUAACUAUGACCCGCUUCCAAUGUGGCUCUGCGGCUCCCAGCUGGUAGCGCUCAACUUCCAGACCGCAGACAAGCCCAUGCAGAUGAACCAGGCCCUGUUCAUGUUGAACGGAAAGAGCGGCUACGUCCUACAACCGCCCAUCAUGAGGGACGAAAGCUUUGAUCCAUUUGACAGACAUACGCUACGGGGCCUUGAUCAAAUCACUCUAGAGAUAGAGGUUUUGGGCGCGCGGCACCUGCCCAAGCACGGACGUGGCAUUGUUUGUCCUCUGAUCGAGAUCGAGGUGUGCGGAGCAGAUUAUGACAGCGCCAAGCAAAAAACCGACUCGGAAGCUGAUAACGGUCUGAACCCUACGUGGCCCCAGAAGCCCUUCCAGUUCGCGGUUUGCAACUCUGCAUUCGCCUUCCUACGCUUUGUGGUUUAUGAGAUUGACAUGUUCAAUGACCAAAAUUUCUUGGCCCAGGCCACAUUCCCGAUUCAUGGUCUGAAGACAGGUUACCGAUCAGUACCUCUGAAGAACAGCUACAACGAGGACCUGGAGCUGGCCUCUCUGUUAGUCCACAUGGACGUCAUCACAGGCAGGGAUGAGAACGGAGAGGUUCUGAGCCCGUUUGUUGGGGUUGGGGCCACAUCAGUGUCUGCAUCCGCCCAAGCAGGCCGGGAACGGCUCGGGGACUUGAGCUCUGUGUCUUCGACCUCCUCCAGCAUGUCUGCUCUGCCCCAGUCACCGGCCCAGGCCAUGGCCUACACAGGGAGGGAGGGUCCCUUUGAAUCCCGCUACCAGUCCCCUCUGGACGACUUCAGGGUGCCCCAGGAGACCCUGCUGGACCACAUGGACGCUCAGAACAGAGGGAAUUUGCGGAGGACCCGUGUGGGCGGAGAGAACCGUGUCUAAGUCCAAGGCAAUCAGGACGAAUUUCUGUCGCACCCCCCCACCGCCAUCAUCACCUCAACCUCCCUUACUCCUCCUCCUCCUCCCCCUGUCGACUCCCCCCGUACCAAUGAUGUCACUGACUGCUGUGAACACUGUUUCCAUGGAAACGCCCACCACCGCUUUGGCCUACAUUUCAGGCAGCUCUCCCUCCCUCCAUUUUCCAACACCCACCCCUCUGUCUCUCUUUCUCUCCCCCUUCUCCCUCUCUCUCUCUCUCUCUCUCUCUCUCGCUCUAUCCCCGGCCUGCCUCCUCAGCACUCGCCUGAGGAGGAGAAGCGACUCGGACAUAAGAAAAGAGGAGGGGAGGGGGGGGCGCCGCGAGGAAGCUGACCACAGCGGACAGGAGGAAGAAACGGGACAUUCACAGGAGAACAAACACAAGGCUGAACGAGUUCCAGCUCUGGACGGGUCAUUUGCGGUGCAAGUCGUCCUCUAUUGUGUAUUAAGUGUGCACAACAGCUGCUUAGUUAGGAGGCUUAGAGGAGGGACAGAGACGGAGCUCAAAGAGGUAUCAGUUUGAAACUGUCUCCCAGUUAACUUUCUUUGAUCUACUCUAUUUGGCGUAUAUGAAUAUAUAUAUUUAUUCCUGCUAUGCUGUUGGCCAGAGAACAGCUGCAGCUGACCUGCUCUCAAAGAGCUCCUGUAUCCAUGUUUUUAAUUAUUAUAAUUAUUUAAACCUUUAGACAUUCAUAAUGUGACUUUUUUAUGUAUAUGUGUAAAACAUGAGGGCUCUCUAUGGCUAUUUUUAACAUUUCUCUCCUCUUUGCUUUGUGGAGGAAUGAGUCUCCAGUCUGACACCGUAAUCCUGGAGGGAUUUUACAUUUUUAUUUUUACUGUCUUUUUUUUUCUUUUUCGGAAAGGCAUCAGGAAGAAGUCAUAACCUGUUGUUGUUGUUGAAGCAGUGGGAGAGAAGGCAGCAGCUCAUGUUGUCUCUGAACACACUCAAACACACAUAGUCCUUUUUAUUUCUUCUAAUUUACAUUCCAAAACAAACUGCACAUCAUUCCAUGUUCCUGCACUGCAGACGCCUUCGGAAGCCACACGAUGUUCAAACAUCUGUCUCACUCACUUUCAGUCUUACUCUGUAAUGAUCACGUCUAUCUGAAACCUCAGUCCUUGUUAAAGCAGGACCAGGGACACAGUUUGACCCGAUGAGGGAUCAUGUUCCGAGUGUGUAAUGAUUCUUGUUUUCAGAACGUUUUUUUUCUUGCUUGUAUCGUCUCCCUGUGUUUUAAUGGCAGCAAACUUAUCUCAUCAAUCGAGAGGGAGUUCAAACGACUGCAGGUGAAAAUGAAAAUACUGGUUUCUUUAUUUUUUUGGAAUAACAGAGGUUCGAGGAAAACAUUUAAUUUUCAUUUACCGGGAACGUGGUAAAUGUUUCACCUUCAUCUUUACACCAUAAAUUAAUAUUGGAGUUGUAGAUUGUAGCACAGUUACACGUUUAACUGUGCAGCCACGUGUUCCCCGUAUUAAUAAUUGAAUGUUUUGUAAAUGUAGAUAUUUUUACUCACAUUUGUAUCUUCAAAACAAAAGCGAUGGCCCCUUAAUUCCAUUACUGUGACACAAGUAUGUUUUAGUACCAACAGACGUCUAAGCAAAGGUGAUGCUCUGCAACCAGCUUGAAUUCUAAAUUUGUCGACAAACUCUCAAAGUGAGAAGGUUUGCGUUGCCAAAGUGAGGUGUU